Molecule: messenger RNA, 1274 nt
Organism: Drosophila eugracilis
Lineage: Eukaryota; Metazoa; Arthropoda; Insecta; Diptera; Drosophilidae
Gene: Syx16
Product: syntaxin-16
Exons: 3
Coding region: 133-1182 (349 amino acids)
Biological process (GO): intracellular protein transport; vesicle fusion; vesicle-mediated transport
Cellular component (GO): SNARE complex; membrane; endomembrane system
Molecular function (GO): SNARE binding; SNAP receptor activity
Source: RefSeq, a predicted model, not a curated record
UAUUUUGGACGAAAUAAGCAGCGUGCACACUGCAACAGCUGUGCCAAAACUAAAUUAGGGAAAAAUCUGAUUGGAAUUUCUGCGGAUUUCGCUCACCUCAUAUCCCCUAGAAUUCAGGAGCAGGUAGCCAGGAUGACGUCUCGCAACCUGACGGAAGUGUUCGUCAUCAUGCGCAACAAUGCGUCCAAGAACCGGAGUCACUACGACGAUCGAAGGGGUAGCGAUGCAGAGCGACUUCUAAAGCACUCGGUGCGGGAGGCAGAAGAGGGACUGGAGCUGCAGGACGACUACGGCACACCGCCUGCCUGGUUGGAUAAGUUUGAGGAGGCCCAGUAUACUAUGUCCAAGAUCAAACCCAAGCUAGACGAGUUGGGCUCAUUACAUGCCCGCCACCUUCUUCGACCCGCCUUCGAUGACCAGCGGGAUGACGAGUGCGAUAUUGAAGUGCUCAGCCAGAUCGUCUCCAAGCUGAUUACAUCCACGCACCGGCAUAUCCAGUGCGUUCGUUCCAGCAUUGGCGUAGGUAGUAAGGUUGAGCAGUGCCUGACCGCCAACGCGGUGCACUGCGCCUUGCUGCAACUGCAAGAACUGACGGUUAAGUUCCGGGCCAGCCAAAACGCCUACUUACUACAGUUGAACUCUCGCGAAGAGCGCUCGCAGAAGUACUUCGACGACGGUGGCGCUGGCGACGUUUUCACCAACGUAGAGCUGGGCGACCAGAACGCCGACAACUUCGUUGACUCUUUUGAUAAUUUCCUGCAGCCGCCGGCGGAGGGCAAGAGCAGCAACAGUUACUUGUUCGAGGACGACGACCAGGCUAUUGACGAUCACUUCCAGAGACCUCCUGCCAGUCGGAUGACCCAGCAACAGUUGCUUCUUUUCGAAGAGGAGAACUCGCGGGUGGCUCAGCACCGCGAGCAGGAAGUGACCAAAAUAGUCAAGUCCAUUUACGAUCUGAACGACAUUUUCAAGGACUUGGGCCACAUGGUCCAGGAGCAGGGCACCGUUCUUGACCGCAUCGACUACAAUGUGGAACAAACGCAGACGCGCGUCUCUGAGGGAUUGCGCCAGUUGCACAAGGCAGAGAUGUAUCAGCGAAAAAAUCGCAAGAUGUGCGUCAUCCUGGUCCUGGCGGCGGUCACCUUCUUUAUGCUGCUGCUGCUCAUCUUGACCAAGCUCUAGCUUGAUUUAGUUCUACAGCUCUAGUCGACGUCAUUCCCGUGCUUAUGUGUGUAUAUUGUAAAUGUAUGAAUACAUGUUAUAUUUAUUAUUUA